This is a messenger RNA of Nematocida parisii ERTm1, 228 nucleotides long. RefSeq lists its product as uncharacterized. Bases 1 to 228 code for a protein of 75 amino acids. NCBI's taxonomy places the organism in Eukaryota, Fungi, Microsporidia. The record is from RefSeq and is a predicted model, not a curated record. The transcript has a single exon.
AUGAGAGGAACCAUAUUCCAUGUGGGAGCCUCACGCCCACAUCCGCGAAGUCUUAUAGAGUUGCAUAAUUGGAAAUUGAAACUAUAUAAGAUAAGAAUAAUAAAAAUUGGCAUGAGUUUUAAUAAUGUUCAAGGGAGUAACCAACUAAGUUGUUUCUUAGAUGGAAUCAAGCUUACUAAACUGGUGGUCAAAUAUAUUUUAGAAAUUACUAUAACUGUUUUUAUAUAA